Molecule: messenger RNA, 1320 nt
Organism: Necator americanus (New World hookworm)
Lineage: Eukaryota; Metazoa; Nematoda; Chromadorea; Rhabditida; Ancylostomatidae
Exons: 12
Coding region: 1-1320 (439 amino acids)
Biological process (GO): regulation of transcription by RNA polymerase II
Cellular component (GO): nucleus
Molecular function (GO): DNA-binding transcription factor activity, RNA polymerase II-specific; RNA polymerase II transcription regulatory region sequence-specific DNA binding
Source: RefSeq, a predicted model, not a curated record
AUGGACUCUUCAUGCCUCCCUUCCGUGUCCACAAGGUCCGAUUGUUGUACCGCAACCCUAGUUCCGGCGUGCAGAGUUUCUACCGACCACGAGGCGCCACAAGCUGGCUGUGAUGCAUUUCUUUCUUGGGUGAAGCGCGACAGUCAUAAUCAUCAAAGAGUCCUAUUCGUAUGUAUGUGGGGUCAGUGUUUCCACGAAAUGGAAGCGAAGGACGAACUGGCAGCUCAUUUCGAUGUGCAUCUCAGCAGCUACGUUAACGAAAUGUCUGGUAACGAUUCGUGGAUUUGUCCUAUCAAUACGUGCUCACAACUGGCUGCGUCUCCCAUUGAUCUCAGACGACACCUUGCUAUGCAUCAGUUUCAGGCUCAUGCACAAUAUGUAGGGCUGUUGAUGCUCGCGGCAAAAUAUGACCUUGUCAAGCUAGAAAGGUGCGGUUUCCAGCCAUCUCUUGACAUAACAUAUUCGGGAGAGGUUACUUAUUGUUUAUGGGACAAUUGUAACCAUGAUUUUUCGGAUCCACUAGAUCUGUUCACUCAUGUUAUGGUGCAUAUUGAUUUUCUCAGCAGUGAUGACAAAGUACGUGAUGACGACUUUAGAUCCAUGGCACAUUUCAAAUGCUCCUGGGAGAAUUGUUUUCGGCAUUUCGAAUCCAAGGGAGAUUUGAGGAAGCAUGUGCGUCAUCACAGUGGAGAGAAGUAUUGUGCAUGUCCCUUCUGUGGACGGUUUUUUUCAAGACCGGACAAACUUUACGAGCACCUUCACAAGCGGGCUCCUCUCGCUGUCAAUGUGGAUUCACAGUUGUGUCUCCUCUGCCAACGUCGUUUCGGUGAUGAGCGCUCCUUGAUGAAUCAUGUUCGUAGACAUAUAAAUGGUCGUCAGUGCCCGACUUGUGGACUAGCUGUUCCAUUACCUUCGGAUUUACAUAGGCACAUUCUUGUGAAACAUACAGAAAGAGUCAAAUCAUUUGUUUGCGAAGAAUGCACAAAGAGCUUCUAUUGCGCUAAUGACUUGCUCCGUCAUGGCAAAUUGCACGCCCCACCGAACGAAAUUUGUCCAACAUGUGGAGAACGCUUUAGGUGGAAAAAACAACUGGUUAAACACAUGUCAUCCCAUUCCGAGACAACUCUGGACCGACCUUAUCUCUGCCAUCUUUGUAAUUCAACGUAUGCAACGGGUCAUGGACUAACUCGUCACCUUUCGCGGAAGCAUGAUUGUCCAGUUCCUGAAGGUUUCAGCAGGUUCUCCUACAAGAAGUGUGCUGACGGUUGUUAUCGAUUACAAACUCGGAAACUUGUACGAACAGUCUUGUAUGAGAAAUAG